ACACCCGAGCCUUGCUCCUGCACCAGCUCGGCACCUCUGCGCCCCUUGCUUAUCGCGAACCAGCCCUGCUCCGCGCCCCCUUGUUCCCGCACCCGAGCCUUGCUCCUACACCUGCCCUGCACCUCUACACCCAGAUCACAUGCCUUCUGCGCCCAGAUCUCGUGCACUCUGCGCUAGCCAUCACCGGCAAUCAUACCCCUUUGCACGCCAGCCAUCACCGGCAGUCAUAUCCCCCUCUGCACCGAGCUUGUGCCCCUCUCCUCUACGCCCCACUGCCGGCAAUCAUUCCCCCUGCACACCGUACCUUACCCCCCUGCACCGAACCUACGUCCCUGCUGCUGCACCGAGCCUGCACUCAUGCACUCUGCGCCCCAAUCCCUCGCCUCUGCACUCCUACUCGCUACAGCCAUGCCCCUGCCUCACUUAGAAAAAAACAGCACAUAUCAGACAAAAUCGGCAUCAUUAGUGUUUGACGGAGCAAGUUUUUCGUUUUUAUUUAUUUCAUUUUAUUGUUUGGGUAAGAUCAUGCAUUAGACAUGGAUUUUAUUGAGGAUACAACUAGACAAGGGAAAAGACUUAGGGAGGAUGUCACAUCUCAUUCUACUGCUAAGAAGGCUAGGGAGUCAAUCUUUUCAGUCAAUACCUCCAAACCCGACUUGAAACUGUUGAAAGAAGCUUAUGGCUUGUUAUCCUCUAGAGAGAAGCAUGACUUUGAGCAUCACUUCCUACGGAAUAGUCUUGCAGUGGAUUCUUGUACCUUCACUCCUCAAGCACAACAUAUGAAGCUCACACUAGAAAAAGUUCAAGAAAUGUUGCAAGCUAUGUGGGGAUUUUCAUUUGAAUUCUCACAAUCAUUGGUGACAACUAGAGAUAAUUCUUAUGGGUUUGAUUGGAAUGCGGCGUUAAUGAUUUUGGGAAAGAGAUUGAUCAUUGCACCUAUGUUGGUAGCUUUGUUUGAGCAAUUAUGGCAAACUUUGACAUUUAAUCUUGCUUCUACAGUGGCACAUGGUCACUUGAGGGGUCCUCAAUUUGAAGCUUUAUUCAAUGUUCCUGUGAAAGAUAGAAAGACCAAGGAUUGGCAUCGAUCACUUCUAGCAGCAACUGUUAAUGAAGUCGGAUUUGUUCUCCUGACUUGGAAUGCUACUCAUUAUCUUGCUCCACCCGAUGGAUAUCACUCUAUUCCUUUGUUGGGUAUUCAUGGAGAGGUAUUCAAAGCACAUGAGAUGUGGGAGAAAUGUAGGAUGUUACCUAUAUGGAAAGAGAAAGGGACUGGACCACAAUAUGAGCAAUGGAGAUCGAGUUGGAAAGCUAAGCUUCCUUUGCUAUGCAAGGUGACAAAUACGAAAAACUCUACCAUCAUGGACUUAACCGCUAAGUUGGAGCUUAGCCAUGCUAAAAAAUGUCAGUUGCUAGAGAAGUAUAAUGAGUUAGCUCUUGAUCAUGAAUUGCUUAAAAAAGGGAAGGAGUUGUCCGAUCAACAAGUGGCAGGGUUGACAGACAAGAUUGCCUCUUUAGAAAGGGAUUUGGCUGCUACCAAUGAGCAAUUGGGAGAGCAACUACAAGACAUGACCAUUAGCCGUGAUCUUUACAAGAUUGCCAUAGAGGACAUGUGCUGUCAACUCCAAGCUGAGAAGCAAAAGAACCAAGCUCUUGUUGAAAAGGACACUAACUUGCAUGAAGUUGUCAUCAACAUAACCGCUUUGGUGACUCAAUUCGAGAUAAAAAUUCUUCUAAUCAUAGCUCCAAGGAGAAAGGUCUUCAAAAAGUGGCGUUCUCCGUAUUUGCUUAGAUCUAGAGUAAUCAAAAUGUUUCAGAAAAAUGCUACUACUAAUCUAGAGAAAUCAGUCAUGGAUGAGAAGGUUGAUAAGUUGGAAGCUACAAUUCAAACUAUGGCUAGUACUCUUCAAACUAUCAAUCUCACUUUGUCCACUUUGACUAUUGGUUCGGUUCCUUCACUUACAUCCUUAAUACCCACAAUACCGGUUCUACCUGUCCUUACCAUCACACCAAUGAGGGAGUCAUCAUCACAUGCUCCACAAAUAUCAUCUUUGCCCUUUGAAACCUCAUACCCACCAUUUGAGAUGAACAACCCUACCUUGCCCAUAACCUCACCUCUUACCUUUAACAUACCACCCUUGAUGGGACUAGUGCCAACUAUUCAACCCAACCCCUCGGCUGCGAUGCUAAGGCCUACUUUAAAGGAUGGGAAGUCAAUAGAGGUUGAUCACAAGCUGCAACAGUUCAAGCAGUUGGAUUUUGACAAGUAUGAUGGCUCAGGUUGUCCUCAUGCCCACUUACAAAUGUGUGCCAGGAAGGUGGCACCUUAUGCUAAUGAUGAGAGGGUGCUCAUUCAUUAUUUUCAAGAUAGUCUCUCAGGCCCAGCAAGUGUUUGGUUUUUAACACUUGACAAGAAGAAGAUUCGCACUUUCAAAGAUGUGUUUCAAGUUUUCAUGAAGCAGUAUAAGUGGAGAUUCGAAGCAGCCAAAGUCAUUCCACCUCUUACCGAUAGUGAAAUCUGCUAUCUUUUUAUCAAGUCAACUACCGGGAUCUUCCGUGAAUGGUUAGCUCCUUGCGUUGGAUAUAUUUUUGCUCAACUAGUGACAACGGGUGAACAGUUUGAGGAUGGACUGAAGGCAGUGCAAGCAAACCCUGUGCAACCACCUUAUCCGUACGGGUAUGAUCCACAAGCUAAAUGUGAAUAUCAUAAUGUAACAGGUCACAGUACUAAAUAUUGUACAACUUUGAAACAUAAAAUUCAAGAUGUCAUCGAUGAAGGAAAACUCCAACUUGAUGAAACUAAGAGUGCUCCAAACAUCACUCAGAAUCCUUUACCUCCACAUGGUGCAUCCACCAUGAAUAUGAUUGCCCUUGAUGAAGUUGAUAGACCUGUAUUGGAGAAUGCUGGUUCAUGGUCUCUUGAUGAAAUGUUUGCCAUUUUGAUAGAGUAUGAUCUUAUUCAACCAAUUGCAUCAAUAAGCUCGAAUGUUUCACCAGUGAUGAUUAAUGAUGCUUUGACAUCAUCUGUGGCCAAUAGCCAUUUCCCUUACUCACUUAAGGUUAUGCCUCAACGUCCCGUCAUCUUGAACUCUACAACUAAUGAUGUGUCUAAUAUGACCUGUAGUGGUCGGUGCUAUGUGAAUCUCGAAGUGGAAGAAUUGAGAAAGGCUGCUUUGAAAUCAAAAGAUAUCAGAAUUGAAGAGAUGCCAAAAGAAUCACCCAAGAAGCUAGUGUCAAAAAAUGAAGUUGCAAAAUUUCUGAAUAUUUUGAGGAAGAUCUUGAAAGAGGCCCAUGUGCCUAAGAAUAUUGAUACUCAGAAGUUUGGGACUAUGGUUGGGGCAAUCUUAGCUCCAAAUUAUAUUAAUUUUAAAGAUGAUGAGAUUUGUGAUGAAGGAAAUGGGCAUACCAAGGCUCUUCACAUUUUUGUUCAAUGCAAAAUGAUGAAUAUGCCUCAUGUAUUGAUUGACAAUGGGUCAUCUUUGAACGUGAUUCCUAUGAUUGUUUUGAAGCAGUUGAAAGUGGAUGAGUCUCACAUUAAUCAGUGUAAUACAGUGGUUCAUGCUUUUGACGAAACAAAGAGGAAUAUGGUUGGAAAGAUUGAGCUUCUAGUGGAAAUUGGUCUUGUGACUUUUGAUGUGGAUUUCUUUGUUAUGAAUAUUUCUCCUGCUUUUAAUAUGCUUCUUGGGAGGCCUUGGAUACAUGUCGCCGGAGCAGUACCAUCCACUUUGCAUCAAAAAGUCAAAUAUAUUGUCAAUGGUGUCCUUGUCACGGUGAAUGGCGAGGAAGAACAUGUCAUCCGAAGGGCUACAGCCAUUCCUUACUUAGGAGUUGAUCCUGGAACUUAUGAAUCCUCUUAUCACUCGAUGGAGUGUGCUGCUACUUUUUAUAUACAUCCAAAGUUCAGAGGGAAACGAGCUGAAAUGGCUAAACCUGCCAAGGUUGCUGCUGAGAUUAUGCUUUCAUUUCAUUACCAGUUGGGAGAGGGUUUGGGAUUGAAUGGACAAGGAAUUCUAAAGCCUGUUGAAUUUGAGGAAGUGGUUGUGGAAGAUAUCAAUGAUGAAGUUUGUUCUGAUGAUGAGGAAGAUAGUUUUGGUUUCAACAACCUCUUUGGAGAUGCUGAGGAAGAUAGUUUUGGUUUCAACAACCUCUUCGGACCAGCCAACAUGACAGAUCCUAAGGAAAUUGAAGAAGACAAUGCAAAUUUUGAUCCUUCUCAUGAACUAACUCAAAUGCUAAGUGAAGAAAAACCAAAGCUACAGCUAAACCAAGAGACAGAAACCAUUAAUCUAGGUUCUAAAGAUGACAGAAAGGAGAUAAAGAUCAAUGCCCACCUAUCCACAGAGGAGAGAAAAGAGUUGAUAGAGCUCUUAGUUGAAUUUCAAAAUGUUUUUGCUUGGUCCUACAAAGACAUGUCGGGACUUGAUCCAGAUAUUGUAGUUCAUGCCAUUCCACUCUAUUUUGGGGCCAAGCCAAUCAAGCAAAAGUUAAGGAGGAUGAGGCUAGAGGUUCUAUUGAAAGUCAAAGAGGAAGUGCAAAAGCUACAAGAUGUCAAUUUCAUUGAAAUAGCUAUGUAUCUAGAAUGGGUGGCCAAUAUUGUUCCUAUAAUGAAAAAGGAUGGCCGAGUUAGAGUUUGUGUGGAUUAUAGAAACUUGAACAAGGCAAGCCCCAAGGAUGAUUUCCAUUGCCUCACAUCCAAAUUUUGCUAGAUAAUGCUGCAAAAAAUGCUUGGUUUUCAUUUGUUGAUGGCAACUCUGGGUACAAUCAGAUAAAAAUGAAGGAGGAGGACAAGCUCAAGGCAACAUUCAUCACUCAAUGAGGUACCUUUUGCUACAAAGUUAUGCCUUUUGGACUCAAAAAUGCCAGGGCAACAUACCAACGCUCUAUGAUUACUUUACUACAUGACUUUGUGCAUACUAUUGUUGAGCUAUAUGUUGAUGACAUGGUGAUUAUGUCCAAAGAAGAGGUGCUACAUAUAGAAAAUCUCAAGAAGGUGUUUGAACACCUUAGAAAAUACCAACUGAGAUUCAAUCCUGCCAAAUGUACUUUUGAUGUGGAUUCCAGAAAGCUACUUGGCUUCAUUGUGAGCCGCCGAGGAAUAGAGAUUGAUCCAACCAAAAUAAAAGCCAUUGAUGAAA
Rubroshorea leprosula is the source of this 5132-nucleotide messenger RNA. Lineage: Eukaryota; Viridiplantae; Streptophyta; Magnoliopsida; Malvales; Dipterocarpaceae. The record is from the annotation of a GenBank genome assembly.